AUGGACCGCUCACAGCCAGCCUCGUCCAAUUUGAUGGACAACCACAACCGCCUCGUCGCCGACAUCCUCACCCGCUACCGCACCCUCAUGAUGCUCGCCACCGUCCAAGCAGAACAAGACCGCAACAACGCAAACCCCGAAGCCAUGGCCGUCACCGGCAUAUCCAUCAAGAUGGAAUUCGACGGGCUGUACACCUCCAUCAAAGAAUUCCUAACCCUCUCCCGCAAAAUCAAGGAGCUCUGGGUCUUCGGGCCCCUCGGCAUCGAGGACGACGACCGCAAGCUCAAGCAGGACCAGCUCGACCGGCACGUCCACCGCGUCGCCGAUCUGCUCAACGCCAUGGAGGCGUCCAAAAUGAAGGCGCUUGCGGAAAGCAACGGCGCGAGCUGGCAGCCGCUGGUUAGGGAGGAGAUGGAGAGCCCGAUUGCGGCGGCGGCGGCGGCUGUUGCGUCUGCCGGACCUGGGGCUGGAGCUGGAUCUGGACGGUGA
This is a messenger RNA of Trichoderma citrinoviride, 489 nucleotides long. RefSeq lists its product as hypothetical. Gene Ontology annotation, cellular component: mediator complex. Gene Ontology annotation, biological process: regulation of transcription by RNA polymerase II. Gene Ontology annotation, molecular function: transcription coregulator activity. The coding region runs from base 1 to 489 and encodes 162 amino acids. The record is from RefSeq and is a predicted model, not a curated record. The transcript is spliced from 3 exons. Lineage: Eukaryota; Fungi; Ascomycota; Sordariomycetes; Hypocreales; Hypocreaceae.